Colletotrichum phormii is the source of this 1743-nucleotide messenger RNA. Its product is annotated as Alpha/Beta hydrolase protein. Lineage: Eukaryota; Fungi; Ascomycota; Sordariomycetes; Glomerellales; Glomerellaceae. The coding region runs from base 1 to 1743 and encodes 580 amino acids. The record is from RefSeq and is a predicted model, not a curated record. Gene Ontology annotation, molecular function: dipeptidyl-peptidase activity. The transcript is spliced from 5 exons.
AUGGCGCCACUUAUCGUCAACAACAUCGAAGUCACCCAGAUCCCCACCAAACCGCCAGCAUGGCCAAGUCCCAAGGAGCCCUCCCGCGUGGAACUCCCAGCCGGAAGUCAAAAGACCCCAGAGCAUCGUCCGCUCCCGUGCGACGUCAUCCUUGAACGGGACCAGCCGUUGACGCUGCGCGACGGGACCCGCAUCCGCGUUGACAUCUUUCGGCCGAAGACGGACGAGAAGGUCCCCGCCAUUCUGAUGUGGUCGCCCUACGGCAAGACUGACACGGGUGUUAUGAAACUUGAUGCAGUUCCUUUGCGAUGCGGCGUUCCCUUGAGCAAACUGUCGGGCUAUGAGUCUUUCGAGGGGCUAGACCCGGUCGAAUGGGUUCCGAAAGGCUAUGCCAUCAUCAACGCCGACGCCAGAGGAUGUGGUGACUCGGAAGGCGACAUGAGACAGUGGGGUACCCCAGAGGGCCAAGACGGUCACGAUGCCAUUGAAGGCAUCGCGAAGCUGCCCUGGUGCACAGGUAAAGUCGCCAUGGCCGGCAACUCGUGGCUCGCGCUGUGCCAGUGGUACAUCGCCGCCGAGAGACCGCCUCACCUGGCCUGCAUCGCGCCUCUGGAGGGUGCGAGCGAUCAUAUGCGCGAGAGUCUGUGCCGCGGCGGGAUUCCUUCGAUUGAGUUCGGUUCUAUGAUUAACAAUGUGGUUCGCGGUCGUGGCCAACAGGAAAACACCGUCGAGAUGCUGCUCAAGCAUGGGCAGGGUCUCCGAUCGUACUGGGAUGACAAGAGGGCCCGCAUGGACAAGAUCGAGGUCCCGGCCUACAUCCUGGGCAGCUAUUCGACGAUGCUGCAUACCGUUGGGAGCUUCAGAGGCUUCGAGGAGAUCCCUCACCAAAACAAAUGGAUGACAACCCAUGCUACGCAAGAGUGGUUCGACCUGUACAGCCAAGAACGUACAGAUGACUUGCAACAGUUUUUUGACCGCUACAUGAAAGGUGUCGACAACGGAUGGGAGAAGACCUCGCCAGUCAGGUUGGCCGUGCUGGGCUACAACAAGCCACCCGUCAUCGACCUCCCCUUUGACUCUCUGCCUUGGCUGUCACCCAGUGCCACGAACACAAAGCUCCAGCGUCUCUACUUGGGUGCCGAAAAGACGCUGCAGCAGUCCAACAAUACCAACGCCACAACGCUGAGCUACGAGGGCACGGAAACCAUAGUCUUCACGCACACCUUCUCUCAGUCCACGAAGCUGCUGGGCCCGACUAAGCUCGUGGUCCACGUCUCCUGCCCCUCCGCAACAGACUUUGACGUCUACGCCCAGCUCCGGAAGCGAGACAAGAACGGCAAAGACCUCGAGCACCUCAACAUCCCCCUUGAGGCACUCCCCGUAUCCGAUUCCAAGGAGAUCCCCAACACCAACCCGCUCAAGUACCUGGGACCUAACGGUAAGCUCCGCGCCUCCAAGCGCAAGAUCGCGCCGGAGCUGUCGCCGAACUAUUGGCAGACGCUGGCCCACGAUGAAGACAUUGAGGUCAAGGCGGGGGAGAUUGUAAAGAUGGAGGUGUGGAUCUGGCCUACGGCCAUCCAGUUUGAUGCCGGGGAGCAGUUGGCUCUCAAGAUUACCGGCGCUGAUAGCCUGGUGUUGCCAGAGUUUGAGUUCCUGGCCAAGGAGCCGGAGAAUGCGGCCGCUCAGGUUGUGCAUAUUGGCGGAGAGUAUGAGAACUACUUGGAGGGACAUUGGCAUGAUUGA